UGGGUUGAGUGACGGCGGGUGGACCGCCCCGGGCGUGACGUAGUGCUGAUGUUGUUGCUGCGGUCGCACGUGGUCGACCGAGUACGUCUCAGACUCUACUGCGCUCCGGAACCUCAGCACCAGUCGCUUGCCUUCCUGCUCGUCAUAUUCGCUAUGUCCACAUCAACAAGCUGCCCGAUUCCCGGGGGCAGAGAUCGGCUGCCCGACUGCUACAGCACCACGCCGGGGGGCACGCUAUACGCCACUACCCCGGGAGGUCAGCGGGCCGGGCUGGGGUCCGCAGGCAGCGGGCAAGCCAGCGCGCACCAGGAUCAUCUACGACCGAAAGUUCCUGCUGGAGUGCAAGAACUCACCCAUUGCCCGGACACCCCCCUGCUGCCUCCCUCAGAUUCCCGGGGUCACAACUCCUCCAACAGCCCCACUCUCCAAGCUGGAGGAGCUGAAGGAGCAGAAGGAGACAGAGGAAGAGACACCUGAUGACGCACAAUUUGAAAUGGACAUCUAAUCCAGUGCAGAUGACCUGUGUAUGGAGUUAGAGGAAUCCGUCGUGCCGCUGCUGCCACAACCUCUUCCUGGGGUAUCCAAAGGCCAACUGGCCUCGUCUACUCUGGAAGGGAGUGACUUGGUUCUGGGCCUCCCUUAGUUCUGAGGCAGCUAGACCAGGGAUAGGAGUGGGCAACUUGCCAAGCCCUUAGCUCUACUUUCUCUUUGGUCUGUAGGCACUCUUCUCAGCCCCCAGCCCUCUAUGCUCAGGGGCUGAGGCAGGGCCUGGGGGGUGGAGUGUGUCACUUUCUGACUGCUUAGUAAAACAUUCAAAGAAA
Molecule: messenger RNA, 821 nt
Organism: Rhinolophus ferrumequinum (greater horseshoe bat)
Lineage: Eukaryota; Metazoa; Chordata; Mammalia; Chiroptera; Rhinolophidae
Gene: EIF4EBP3
Product: eukaryotic translation initiation factor 4E binding protein 3
Exons: 3
Coding region: 49-477 (142 amino acids)
Biological process (GO): negative regulation of translational initiation
Cellular component (GO): cytoplasm
Molecular function (GO): eukaryotic initiation factor 4E binding
Source: RefSeq, a predicted model, not a curated record